AUGACUACGUUCAUGGAUGUCAUCAGUCCUCAAUCAUGCCCGAAGCCUUUCGGGAAUACCGCGGCUGAGACCAUGUCUGCUUUACACUAUCCGCGCACUUGUUCUCUAUCUGGCUUCCCAGCUAGUCGCCGUUCGUUUCAAUCGUCUGCGCUGUUUGCGUCACCUCCAAUCGAUAUUCAAACCCCGCAAGUCAAUCACACAACCAAUGAAUCAUCGGCCAGUGGCUCAAUUGACGGAUUUGCAACGAUAUCGCAUGUCUUGGCGAAGGCGCAUGGCUUAGAUGGAAAGGCAAAGCCUGUUGAAACCACCCCCAAAAUCAGAACCCCCAAAAUCAGAUUGAAACCGAACCCCGCCGAAUAUCUUUCCAAAGCUUUGCGAAAUGGUGGACAUGCCCUUGGAUAUGGACAAGCAGUUGGACUUGAUCCUAACCAUGCCCACCGAACUCACACUCAACCAAGGACAGUUGGUCGACCAAAAAAGCCGUCACUACCGGUUAUACUUGGCGAGUAUAUCCGAGAGGUGGAUCCCUUACUCUUGCAUAUCUCGCCUGCGCAUUCAGAUGAUGAUCUAAAUAUUGCUUUGAAGAAUGUCUUCAGGGAAAAGAACCUUGAAUAUCUAACAUCGCGUGGAUAUGCUCCCACCGAUGUUGCUGCUUGGGCAUGGAUCAUGAAGAGCCGGAAUUCUCAUAACGCGGCGGUGCGAUUGUUCUUAUUUGAAAGCGACAGAGCCAAAUCAGGCACCAAGAGCCCGAGUAUUCCGCCUUUCAUUACGCUUCAUCUUCUGCGGCAGCACAACAUCGAUGCACACGCCUUCCGUUUGCUCCUGAUUCACUCUUUACAUCUGAUGAGCGGCCAGCCGCUUCCGAAAUACGACAAUCCUGCCGAGUUUAUUGAAGAUGACACCCAGCUGCUCCCAGUUGAUUCCCACACCGAGCUGGAUUCUGGAACUUGCAUGAUUCUGGCUGUUCGCUUAAUCCGCCAUGCGCGCCGCGUGUGGCCCCAAGCCCUCCUUACCAUUGCACGUGCAUUCGCCCACUUCUUCACUGCACCAAGGGCGAAUGAGGCUGAGAGAUCAACCCUAGAAGCACGACAAGAUGAUCGCGUCAAAACCAACAAGUUCAAUGAUUGUCUCUGGCUCCUUUCUCUGCCAGCCAAAAUAUCCCCCUAUCGGUCAACUUCCAUUCAACAGCAAGCUCAAUUUGAGCUUCUCAGAGCUAUGGCUACUCACAAGCCCGUCCUUCCUGUCACUAGACAAGGUUAUCGUGCAAUCAUCGCAGUUCAAUUAGCCCAUAAAAAAACAACAGAGGAGCGACAGUCUGCUGAGUUGAAAGCCCCAUCAUGGCCCCCUUGGAAAGAAGAAAAACUUGGGAUUGAUUCUUUGCGCGGUAAUGAAGGGAUGUUCAGCCGUGCGAUGCAAGUACUUUCACAAAUGAAAGAUGCUGGCUAUUCCCAUCGUCUUUGGGAGGAGAUUUCCUCGAUUUUGGCGGGCUGGGACACUGAUCAUAGCCCGACGGUACAGACAAGGGCUAUAAUGCGUCGUCCGCAGGCUUUGCCGGAUACGCAUACAUCCAAACGACAUCAUCACGAAAUAUGGGUUGCCCGGAUUCGUUCAACGAGGACUGUUCGCGAAGCCUGGGCGUGCUUUCUAUCUUACCAGGAUCAUGGCCUCCCUCCCAAGGGAGCUGUCUACGCCGCAAUGGCUGAAAAGCUGAUAUAUCGAAGAAAUGCAAUUGAGUGUACCUUUAAUCACACAAGCCACGCUCUUCCAGGUGAUGGCCGUGAGGUUCAUCCCGAACCGGCCUCUGCGCGUGAUAUUAUUUAUGUGCCUACAGAGCCACCUUCGUUGGAUGAGUUCAUUGACCAGAUGCUCUCACAGGGGGUGCGGCCUUCAGGGAGAUUUCUGGGUUUACUUCUUCAGUCGGCAACUUCUAUGCAUGCAGGGCUAUACUAUCUUCGACACAGUGGUCUAACGGAUGCUCAGGUCGCGGCUUUGUCCACUGUGCGAGCUAACCCACGAAAAUACCAUAAAGUUGACAUGGAAGCCUUUCAGACAGUGCCUGAUCUGGUAUUUGCUUCAUUUAUCAAAUUUCUGUGUGCACAUUCAAAUAUCGUCGGAUCAGAGGUGGGAAGUCGGAAUAUCCUCACGGCUGAUAGUUUCCCGGCUCUCGCAACUCAUAGGCAUUCGAGCGGACCCACUGUCGAUCUUCUGACAUACUUCGAAGAGAAUCCAAGAGAGCAUCACUAUCCGCGAGCGUUAUGGCAUGCAAUUCAACUGACAAAAUUGAGGCGCAUUCCUUACGCUCCAGCUUGGAAGCACAUCUUGUCCUCUUUGACUCGUGAACGCCUGAACGGGGUCCAUGGACCAAGAGGCCGAAGUCUUCUGCGCAUUCUCGCAUGGCAUCAGACCCUCAAAGCUCUGAGCUGGAUGCGCCAGCAUAAUGUUGAACUUGGCGAGGAAGGGUUUCAGACCCUCUGUGUGGCAUUCACAAAAGCCAUCGAUGCCGCCUUCAGACAUCCAGGCACUGCUGAACAAAGCUUUGUGUUGAUUCAUGCAGCUCGCAACCGUCGCCUCAAACCUAAAAUCGAGGGCGGCCAUGACGACUUUGAGCAUUUCCUGCAGCAUGCGCUUCACGUUCUGAAGCACCAGUUUGACCAUCUCGUUCUUCCAGCCUCCAAAACAUCCGAGCAUGCGGAGCGGAGCGUUUUCGCCUCAAAUGAUACGUCUGAUGCACAAAUUAGUGUGCCUUCGAUGCUUCAUACACCUUCACCUGCUACGCUGCAUGCAUUUGUUCGCGCUUUGGGUUCCAUCGGAGAUGAUGAUGGGCUGUUACAUGUACUGCAGUGGAUGAGCCAGUCAGCUGAUCUACUCAAAGAAGCUGCAGAUGAACAUUCAAAUGGAGACAGGAUGAUGCGGCGGACCCUUGUGGCGAUCAGGGUAUUCUUGGAAAGACGACAACAACGAACAGUCGACAAUCGGGUACCAUCGGACAUGGUGCAGGAGGCAUACGACCUUGUCAGCCGGACAGGCUGGGACUGGCCAAGUGAUGCGGAGGUUGAAGAAUAUUGCCAGUGA
Molecule: messenger RNA, 3072 nt
Organism: Penicillium soppii
Lineage: Eukaryota; Fungi; Ascomycota; Eurotiomycetes; Eurotiales; Aspergillaceae
Exons: 2
Coding region: 1-3072 (1023 amino acids)
Source: RefSeq, a predicted model, not a curated record